Messenger RNA from Cricetulus griseus (Chinese hamster), 585 nucleotides. The record is from RefSeq and is a predicted model, not a curated record. NCBI's taxonomy places the organism in Eukaryota, Metazoa, Chordata, Mammalia, Rodentia, Cricetidae.
AUGAAGAAGGUCAAAAAGAAAAAGUCUGAUUCCAGGCGCCGCAGGGAGUCCAUUUCGCCGCAGGCUAGUUCGGACUCCUCCCAGCGGCAAAGCUCAGAAACCCCAUCAUGUCCAGAGCCUAUCUCGCCGCCGCAGCCACAGUCGUACCAGGAGUCCACCCCAUCACAGCAAGUUAACCCUCAGGUUAUACCGCAACAUCAUACAGCCCACGUUCUCCCAGUAGCGGAUCAUCGCGUCUCAACUCCAUGCCUGGUGCUACCUUUAAAGCCUGACCACAAAGCAUCCUCUCCAUGCAGGAAACCAGCAGUGCCUCUGACCUAUGUGGCUCCAGGCUCCUGCUCCUGUGCGGCCUGCCCCGGCAGCUCCACUUGCUGGCGACGUCUAGGGCUGUGCCACAGCCGAAUCUUCGAUGUUCUUCUGCCUCGGGACUGGCAAGGCGCGCCAGGGAGAGGAUUCCCAAACCUUCUCACCUUCUACAGAAAGCCUUCAAGGAAACACUGCACUCCCCGUAACUCACGUGCUUCAGGCUCUCGGAACUGUUGCUGUGGCUCUGGGGGCCCUGGGAGCUGCCUACUUCAUCGCUGA